Messenger RNA from Mizuhopecten yessoensis (Yesso scallop), 2525 nucleotides. RefSeq lists its product as uncharacterized. NCBI's taxonomy places the organism in Eukaryota, Metazoa, Mollusca, Bivalvia, Pectinida, Pectinidae. The transcript has 3 exons. The coding region runs from base 262 to 642 and encodes 126 amino acids. The record is from RefSeq and is a predicted model, not a curated record.
UAUAAUUCAGAGCAUUGUGGCAGUCGUCAGUACUUUGGACCUUAACAACCAGCCACUCCUAUUGAUCAGCACGCGGAUCUGACAGAUAUCACAUACCUUGUUAAGUUACAACUUAUUCCAAAUACUGUACAUAGGUACCGAGUCAUUACACUAUACAGAAUACCAUACCCUUAAAGUGCUCAUUUGAUGUAUGUGUCCUGUUGAACAGAGGACAGGAGGAACCCGCUUACUUUUAUACUUAAUUCUAAAGUUUGCUUUUAAAUGGACCGAGUGAUGUCAGUGAAAGUAACAGAAAUAUUAACUAUAUCCUUGUUUCUAUUGUUGACUCUGAGAGUUACACUGGCCUACCCUUUUGGACUUCACAAUUUUGUGGUACCGAAGGAGCCAGCAGUCGAGGACCAGAACGAGUAUUGGAAUGAACUACUAGACGACCAAGGUACAAAUGUUCCCGUGAAAAGAGGCUGUGUUGGAUUUCCUUGUGUAUACACCCAUAUGGCGGAAAGGGCAGGACGAGCUUCUAUAGAACGAUAUAUAGCCAAACUAAUUGAAGACUGCAUGAACGAUGAUCAUUGUAAUCCAGGAAAAAGAAGGAGGAGGUCGUUAAAGAACCAGCUUAGACAACGGCGAUCAUCCACUUGGUGAAGAGUUACCAAUGAUCUCCUGGACACUACAUCAGAAUGCCGAGAGGGAAAUUAAGCGGCAAACCUGAUCCGGCUUGAUCAACAUAAACAGAUUAAAUAGGAACAAUUUAAUUGAUUUCAAUAUUUUUAUAUGAGAAUUGAUUUUACAUAUAUUUUCCCAGCGAAAAGCCAUUUCUUAUGGUAAAGCUUUUCCUACUAGAGUGUCUUUGCAUUUCUUUGUGGAUAAGGAUAUUGCAUUAAGAAAAAAGCUAUUGAAAAUUAAAUUGUCGAGAUUAAAAGGAGGGGCAACAAUGAAGAACCUUUGCUUGUUCGAUUGUUAGAAUGGUUUUGUUUAUUUCAAGUCGGUAACUACCAUCCAUCUUGUAUCGUGCUUGGUGAGCAUUAGGGCUUGAUUUGGACAGGUUCGACGAUGUCUAAAUGAGUGAAAGAGCGAAAUUGGAUUUGGUUAUUUUAAAUCAAUAAAUUGUCAAACAUGGUAUUUACACUAUAAUAUUGUCAAAUAAUGAAAUAACGAAAUAUAAUAAUCCGGUGUACUGCAUGGAUCUAAAUCGAUAGAAAGUGAAUAGUUUAAUUAUAUAAUUGGUGAAAAUGCUGAAGGUAAACCUCUCUGCAUGUAGCAUCCUUUGUGUCGCAGCUUAAGUCUUGUUAAAUUGUAGUAUCCUAAAUUCGAGCAAGUUUAGUUGGUUUGCCAUUUUAUUUACAUUACAUAUCGAUACUUCUUAUUCACUGUCAUUCAGGAGGAGUCUUUGUAGCACAGUUCGGAUAAUGCUUACAAUAUCAAAAUGAGUUUCUGGUGUUUUUCGGUUUUGGUAUUAUGGAAAUAAAGGUACAAUGAAGAGGAUACGGUACAUCAAAAGAUCGUUAUGCGUUUUCAAUGUAAAAAAUAACGCAACUAUCUUAUUUUUCAAAUAAUAUUACAAUGCUGAAAACAAGUGGAAUCUCGUCUUUAAAAAAAGUGUAGGUCCGAUCAUUUAUACCUUGUUUGUCACAACCAAUCAAGUAAUUUUGACAUUAUUUAAAUGUUAUGAAAUAGUAUUUCACUCAUAUAAAGACACAAUAAAUUGCAGUUUUUAAUACAAAUACUAAUUUCCAUUACGAAAUAGAUAAAUUUGAAAUAAUAAUGAAUUGAUCUUUAUUUUAAGAGAACUGGUCUCAUUUCAGUAGCAAUAAUCCAAGAUAAAAACUGGAGGAUUUCAUGAGUAACCGAAACGUCCGGAAGCGAUGCCGCUCUCGUUAACGAGACCUGCAAUAACAUCUACUGAUCACUGAACUGUAAUACAGAGUGAAAAGUGAAAUAUAUAGUAUGUUGUAAGAAGGUUUGAGUUACAUUUGCGGUAGGCGUAUCUGUUGUAAAAGCUAUGUUUCAACGCAGCGCACAACUCGAUGACUUUAUUAUUAUGAAGCUGCUGUCAAAUUUCUGAUUUAGUUCAUCACCUUGACAUGUUUUAUUGAAAGUAUCAGUGUUAGCUGUGAAACAUAUCUAUAAUAAUUGACGAAGCUUAAAGUAAGAACAUAUCAAAGUAAUCAGAUUUUCUUUUCAUUUUAAUUUCCCAUGUGAAUAACAGAGGAUCGAUAUACUUUUCACUCAAUAACAAAAAUGUAAUGAAUUUCUGUUUGUACAUACAAAGAUUCGAAAUUGAUCAAGAUUUACAAAGAUAAUUUUGCAUAAACAUCAUACCAAACUGUGAUUACUUUCUGUGGGAGUUUAAUCACACAGAUUAUUCAUUAGCAUCGAGGCGAUCCAAUUUUCCUCUUUGUAAACAUUUCUAUAGAACCAUUUCAAGCCUUCAUGUCUACCCUGAACACAUUAAUUGUUAUUAAAAUAGGAUAUUUGAUUACAAUUUGAAAAAGAUAUUUUUGAAUCAUUGGAAAAUAAACAAUUUC